This is a messenger RNA of Paracoccidioides brasiliensis Pb18, 492 nucleotides long. RefSeq lists its product as uncharacterized. The coding region runs from base 1 to 492 and encodes 163 amino acids. Gene Ontology annotation, molecular function: GTPase activity; GTP binding. The transcript has 5 exons. Gene Ontology annotation, cellular component: lysosomal membrane. The record is from RefSeq and is a predicted model, not a curated record. Gene Ontology annotation, biological process: protein transport.
AUGGAUGUGACGAUGGUCGGAUUGCAAAAUGCCGGGAAGUCAUCGUUGUUGCGGGUUUUAGCGGGAGGAGAAUUCACGAUUGACUCAAUACCCACCAUCGGAUUCAAUACUGCGCGUGUACAAAAAGGUCACGUCACACUAAAGUGUUGGGACCUUGGAGGCCAGCCGAGAUUUAGGCCAAUGUGGGAACGGUAUUGUCGUGGAGUCAACGCACUAGUAUACAUCGUCGACGCAGCCGACAAGGAAGCGCUGCCCACGGCCACCGAAGAGCUUCACGAUCUCGUGAGCAAACGGUCUCUAGACGGCAUCCCGCUCCUCGUGCUGGGCAACAAGUCUGAUCUCCCCAACAAGCUCUCCGUCGAUGAGCUGAUCGAAGCCAUGGAUUUGAAGUCCAUCGUGCACCGCGAAGUUAGCUGUUACGGUAUCAGUGCCAAAGAGGAGACGAAUCUUGAUGCUGUUUUGCAUUGGCUAAUUGCCCGAUCAAGCAAGUGA